CAGCGAGGAGGCAUGCAGAGGGGCAGCCUGUGGUGAUCCUUCUAGGCUGGGCAGGCUGCCAGGACAAAUACCUGGCCAAGUACAGCGCAAUCUACAGCCAGAGGGGGUGCACCGUUAUACGCUACACAGCGCCAUGGAGGAUGAUAUUCUUCUCUGAGACCUUUGGCAUCAGAUCCCUCCAGACCCCAGCCAGGCAACUGCUGGAGCUGCUCUUUGACUACAGCAUUGAGAACAGACCGGUUCUUUUCCAUGUGUUUAGCAAUGGUGGUGUCAUGCUGUACCGUUACAUCCUUGAGGCGCUCCACACCCGCACGCCGUUUCAGAACCUCAGGGUAGCAGGCACCAUUUUCGAUAGCGCCCCUGGCAGAAGAAACUUGAUAGGAGCCCUUCGUGCCCUGGCAACUGUCCUGGCCUCCAUGAAUGUGCUGCUCAAGUAUUUCCUCUUAUUCGCUUUUGCCAGCACAGCUGUGGUGCUGCGGAUCCUGCUGUACCCGCUGACCCGCUUCAUCCACGAGAGCCAUUACGAUGCCCUGCUGAGAGCACCCUCACGGUGGCCUGAGCUUUACCUCUAUUCCCAAGCCGAUGCCAUCAUCAAGGCCAGCGAGGUGAAGCACAUGGCUGAUGCCAGGCAGCAGCUCGGUGUCCCCGUGAGAGCUGUGGACUUCUCGGAUUCGGCUCACGUCAGCCACAUGCGAGUGUAUCCCACCCGUUACAGCAGCCUCUGCACAACGUUCCUGUCUGACUGUGUUGGGGGCUCACCCCCUUAGUGGUGU
This is a messenger RNA of Acanthisitta chloris (rifleman), 773 nucleotides long. RefSeq names its product transmembrane protein 53 (gene TMEM53). Lineage: Eukaryota; Metazoa; Chordata; Aves; Passeriformes; Acanthisittidae. The transcript is spliced from 2 exons. The record is from RefSeq and is a predicted model, not a curated record. The coding region runs from base 141 to 767 and encodes 208 amino acids.